Molecule: messenger RNA, 1231 nt
Organism: Galleria mellonella (greater wax moth)
Lineage: Eukaryota; Metazoa; Arthropoda; Insecta; Lepidoptera; Pyralidae
Product: collagenase-like
Exons: 8
Coding region: 13-960 (315 amino acids)
Biological process (GO): proteolysis
Molecular function (GO): serine-type endopeptidase activity
Source: RefSeq, a predicted model, not a curated record
ACUGUGGCCGCAAUGGCGACGUGGGCAUUUUUUUUAAUAUUUGCCGUUCUAGAAUCGUCGGCAUUAGCCGACCCGACACUGACGUAUCCUGAAAUAGCGAGAGGUGAUUCCCGGAUAGUGUCAGGAUGGGAGGCAGAUCCUGGACAGCUCCCUUUUCAACUGUCGAUAAGGAAUGUGAACGCUAAUGGGGGUGUAUCGGCUUGUGGGGGCUCUAUCAUCCAUCGCGAGUGGGGGCUGACCGCUGCGCACUGCACCGCUUCACGUGUAAGUAUAGUGGUGCGAGCUGGUGCCGUCAACCUGACGCGGCCGUACUACCUCUUCGAGACCACCGAGUACUAUAAUCAUCCUCUCUACAUCGAGUCACUGUCAGUGGUUCAGCCCAACGACAUCGGAGUCAUCAAGUUUGGCAGGGAACUUGUCUUUAAUGAUUACGUGCAACCGAUCCGGCUUCAGAACUCCGCUUCCAGGAACCGGAACUAUCAUGAUAUCCGGCUCACCGCCAGUGGAUGGGGCCGCACUUGGACCGGAGGGUCUUCUCCGGAAAACCUGAACUGGGUGUACUUGAAUGGUACGUCGAACGCUAUCUGUCGGAAUGCCUUCGGAGGCAGCAGCAUCAUCCAGGAUUCCACGAUCUGCGCGAGCGCAUACAACGUCAGCAGUCAAUCCGUUUGUCAGGGAGACAGUGGUGGUCCGCUGACGGUGAUUGACGAUGACGGUGUGCUGAGCGAGGUAGGGGUCGCGUCCUUUGUGUCUAGCUCCGGUUGCCACACAGAUUUUCCGGCUGGUUUCGUCCGUCCAGGUCACUACCACGAGUGGUACUACGAGGUGACCGGUAUCAACUUCGAUUGGGAGUACGACGAAUCGACGUCCACUCUCGCACCUGUCACUGAGGAGUCGAGCGAACACGGAGGGGGCGGAGGUGGCGGAGGUGGCGGUGGCUGCUGCUGUUGUCGGCCAUGAAUUGAUUAAUCGAUCAUAAAUAAAUGUCAUUGAGCAAAUCAACGCCAUCUAGUGACAACGAAGCAAAGCUUGUAUACAACAAUAUAAACUUGUAAAAUAGAUACUAGACCACUUAAACAUAGUAAGAAUCAUAUAAAUUAAUCACAGUUUUAAGAGUAAUCCAACUCGUGUAUUAACAGUUCCACAACUUUGCAAUUAAAAUACAUUUGUAUUAAAGCGACUUACCAAAUUAUACGUCUUUACUGGUCAAUGUUCAAUCAACAACUGUCAA